AUGUUGCACCAACACAUUCAUCCUAGUUGCCCAAAUUGGGUGCCUAAUGCUUGGGCAGGUGCAACGCAGGGAAGAUCAUGGAAGAAGGAAGGGAAGCCAUCAAUUAAAACCAUUCAGUCAAAAAUUGGAGAACUAUACGAUUGUGUUGAUAUAUACAAGCAACCGGCAUUGGACCAUCCAUUACUGAAGAAUCAUACUCUCCAGUUAAAACCAAGUUCUCUUCCAAAUGGAUUGAAACUUGCAAAACCCAAGCCAGCGACCUUCUACGGAUUCAACGACACUUGUCCUUCGGGGACUAUUCCCAUUGAGCGUUUUCAGAAAUCAGACUAUUUUCGUUCUCAUCGCCCUGUAGAUGGUAGAAGUGAAUCUGGACACUAUUUUGCUAUAAUUGAAACCAAUGGCGUUAGUCCCAAUUUAUUCCACGGAGCAAGUGUGAGAAUGACGACACAUAAACUUCCAAAGGUGCUACCAAAUCAAGUAUCAUCGAGCAGUAUUUAUCUUUUUGGUGGUUCUCAGGGCCCACACUUUGAUCUCAAUGUGAUAGAAGCUGGUUGGCAUUAUUCGCCAAACGAUUAUAAUGACAAUAAUCCUCGAUUUUUUACUUUUUGGACAGGUGAUGGGUAUGGAAAUACUGGUUGUGCAAAUUUACGGUGCCGAGGUUUUGUUAGAACUACUUCUAGUUCUAUUGGACCUGGUAGUACUGUUGAAAAAUUCUCCGUUUAUAAUGGUGAAGAAUUUUUAAUAAGUCUACAAAUCUUUAAGGAUCCUUCGACUUUAAACUGGUGGUUUUUGUUACAAGGUGAAUCUAUUGGUUAUUAUCCUAGAGAAUUGCUUCCUAGCAUGGAUGGUGGUAUAGAUAAGAUUCAAAUGGGUGGAUAUGUCUUUGCUCCCUCCAGCGAUCCAAGUCCUCCGAUGGGUAGCGGUCAUCCGUAUACCGAAGGACGUGACUAUCAUGUUGACCCAAAGGAUGGUUGUGUUUUUGCUUACGGAGGAAAAGGAGGUUUUACGAAGUGA
Messenger RNA from Zingiber officinale, 1014 nucleotides. RefSeq lists its product as uncharacterized. NCBI's taxonomy places the organism in Eukaryota, Viridiplantae, Streptophyta, Magnoliopsida, Zingiberales, Zingiberaceae. The transcript has 9 exons. The coding region runs from base 1 to 1014 and encodes 337 amino acids. The record is from RefSeq and is a predicted model, not a curated record.